Aphanomyces astaci is the source of this 1653-nucleotide messenger RNA. RefSeq lists its product as hypothetical. The transcript is spliced from 8 exons. The coding region runs from base 1 to 1548 and encodes 515 amino acids. The record is from RefSeq and is a predicted model, not a curated record. NCBI's taxonomy places the organism in Eukaryota, Oomycota, Saprolegniomycetes, Saprolegniales, Verrucalvaceae.
AUGUGGGUGUGUCAUCCAGUUCACUUGCACAGCUUCGUUGGGGCCGCGGAGCUUCCUCCGCCGCCGGUGACGACGUCCCUAUUCACCAAAGCACGUCAAGCUGUCCAUUGCGCCAUCUGCAAUGACGUCGUGGACACCCGCAAACCCACCUCGCCACCGACUUGUUCGUGCGUCGCUUGCAAGUGCGUUGUCCAUCGUCGAUGCUUGUCGCGGUGGCAUGAGCAAGACACGUCUACGAGACACCGGGAGACACGACUGCUUCUUCCUUUGUGUUCCGUCGCGGACAAGGUCCUUCAUACACCUUCGUUGUCGUCGUCGCCUAGCAACCCAACGAGCGACUUGCACCUCCUCGAACACCUUCAUCUGGACCCGACCUUGCCUGCCUCGCCCCUGCACCAUCCACCUCACACAGUUCCUCCAUCGAGCAAUCUGGCAUACGUGUACGUCCAGCGCUACGCCCCUUACGUCGCCGGUGGCAUCCUCCUCGGCGGAGCCGCCAUCUUCGGCAUGCCUGCAGUCGCCCUCACAGGCCUUGGCGUGGGCAUCUCAGGACACACAUGGACCCAACGCCGCCAACUGCCGACAACGGCGACGAACUUGGCAUCUCAUCGCCGUCCUCGUGCUGAGGAUUCGGACUGGGCGCGUCGCAUUUGCUGGGACUUGAAGCAGUCCUCCACGGGCACAGAUUCGUCGUAUAAGCAAGACGCCGCGCUCCUUCGACGGUACCACAACCACAAGAUAGACAACCCGACGUCGGACGACAUUUACCGACUGCUUUACCAUCUCUUUGCCUCACGAGACGAACUCGUUGGACGCAUCAACAGCGCGCUCUGCGACGCCUUUCGCACCCGAGCCAACUCGUCUCCGACCCUUCCUGCGUUGGUUCGAGAUGCACAAGUCUAUGUGGGUCACGUGCUAGCGGUCACGUUGACCACAUACCCCGCGCUGUCGAGCUCCGAAGAUGCCGUGGUACAAGCCACCGAAGCCGUGGAACGUCUUGUGUACAGUGACAUUUACCCGUUGGUGUUGAACGCGUUUCGACGCGCCUAUGCCCGCCACGACGCCACGUUGAUCGCCCACGUCCGCGAAGUGCAAGCUACCCGGCGUGCCAGUUCAACGGUGAACCCCCAGGCCAUCGACUCCCUUGCCCGGCUCAGCCACGUCACAUACCCCUACGGCAAACUGCAAGCGCUAGGCGAUACGUUUCGCAUGAUGUGCUCGGCCGCCGAAGCGGGACUGGCCAUCGCCCCGAGUGCCGACACGCUUCUGCCCAUGACCGUGGACCUGAUUGUGGAUGGAUGUGGGGUGAUGUUGGAUUUCGUGGCGCAGAUGGCGUUCGUGUCGACGUUGACCAAGGGGGGCGGCCGCGGCAUGGAAGGCUACGCGCUCACGACUUUCCACGCAGCCCUGCGCGCUCUCGCAGCUAUCGACGUCCAAGACUACGCGACGAGUACUACUAGUAGUACUAGUACUACUACUCCCCCCCAAGGCGAAGAGGAAGAAGCCGACGACGAGUUUUUUGACGCGGUGGAGGACUUGUCACGAUAACAAACAAAAGACAGUAGUACAGUCCGGUGUAGUCGAGGUGUUGUUGCAACGUAUAGGUACAUAUGUUGCCAAUGAAACCACGGCCGAGUGCUGCGAGAUGUUGAC